UCGUGUCGCCGACAUCGAGAACAAGCCACGGCGAAUAGCCAAGUACCUAUCACUUAAAACAUGAGCGAUGGCAUAAAUGACUGGAUUGUCCCUGACAGCGAGGACGAAGACGGCUUCCAGCCUCUUGUAGUUGCCGACCAGAGCGUCCCCUUGAGCAGGAGCUCGUUUUCUGCACACUCCACAAGUAUUUCACAGGCAUCAGUCAUUCAGACUGCCUCAUUGUUUUCCAGUCCAGCGCGGACCCCCCGACGAGUACAUAAUUCCCUCGACAUUAAUGAUUCUCUGUUUACGCCACCUCCUGGGUACCAAGAUUCUGACUCACCACAUGCUUCUCCAUCACUUCCUCGAGACGUGGAAACGUCUGUACCCAAGUCAAAGCCGCGUCCACGACCCGGGCCGCGAAAGUCUCGAGCUACGAACACUAUUUAUGACGACUUCCUCAACGAAGAUGCGUCUCGUGCUUUUGGAUCACUCAUUAGUUCCGCAUCUGCAAUUCCAGCCAGUACCUUAGCUGCAGAUAGUAUCCGCGCUCCGACCACACCUUCUAUCGUCUCAGAACUCAUCGAGGAUGUCAAUCCUACAUUCAUCAUUUCCGAGCGAGCUAAGACGCAGAAAAUGCAGGCAAAGAAUCCGACUUAUCUCCCUCUCGCCCACGAUGUCAUCGAAUUAUCAUCUGACUCCGACCUCGAUGAAAUAUCCCUCAAGCCUCCACGGAAGCGGCACAAAUCCCAAGACAAGCUCGUCAAGCCGAAGCCCAAACCAAAGCCCAAGUCUAAAGCCAGGAAAUCACCAUCGCCUAAGCUUGCCGAACGACUGCCUUCUAUGGCGUCGCACCUCUCGUCUUCUCUUCCGCCUUUACCUGAAUUAUCUUCUUCUCCCUCUUCUCCACCUGUGACGACUCGCAAGCGGAAGAGGGCUCCCCCGCUUGAGCCUGACAUCCAGGGAGAAGAGAUGGACGUAGACGUCUCGCACGGUUCGUUGUCUAUUACAGAGCCUCCUCUAUUCUUCGCACAAUCAUCACCCGUCGUCCUUCCAAUCGAUGACUCACACGUUCUUGAAGAGGAGAACAAGGACGUUGACGCAGACGUCGUUGCUACUGGGACCAAGGGUAGGAAGAAGGACACAAAGUCAUCUACUCGGACAAAGGAGAAGAAAAAAGGUCGGAAGGAGGCUGAUGAAGUCGAGUUCGACGACCUUGCGCACAAAUCCCCUCCGGAUGAGGCAGCUGCAGGUAAUGAUGAUCUCGCAGAAGACGAUUUCAUUGUAGAAGAGGCCCCGAAAGCUACUUCCAAGAAAGGGGCACCACCGAAGCCCAAGCCCGCCGCAAAAAUAAAAUCAAAACCCAAGGGCAAAGGCAAAGUGGUUCUCUCGGAAGGUGAGAACGAGGAGGACGACCCUCCUUGUGCGAAGUCACCUAGCCGAAGUCGCCAUCUGCCUGAGAACGAACUCGAUAAACCUGGAGGUGGCAGCCCCAAGAAGGAUUCUAAAAUUAUUGCAGACUCUGCAACAAUCAAGAAGAAUUCGCCACAAAGUAUAGCUGCCCCGCCAAAGCAGACUCCAUCCAUCGGUCUGAACUCACGCUUCACCAUCAAAUCCAAGUCGAUACCAAUGUCAGAGCUCAUCCGACGUGUCAACUCGCGACCAAAUUCACCAUUCACAAAUGCGCCUACCUACUCGCCAUUGAUGAAAUCUUCGCGAACGAUGCUUUCUCGCAUCGCACCGCUCCACCCCAACCGGCGAACCCCUCCACCAUCUUUACCGAGACCGCCCCCGCCGAAGAAGAGCAAGAAGCAGAUCGAGAUGGAGGAGCGCAUCGAGGAGGAGUUAGCAGAGACUGUUGAGGGAUGGUCGUGUAUGACUGAUGAAGAGAGGAGAAAUUUGCGAAGAGCACGGAUUGAUGCUGAGUUGGGUUGUGAAUGA
Suillus paluster is the source of this 1920-nucleotide messenger RNA. RefSeq lists its product as uncharacterized. NCBI's taxonomy places the organism in Eukaryota, Fungi, Basidiomycota, Agaricomycetes, Boletales, Suillaceae. The transcript is spliced from 4 exons. Bases 61 to 1920 code for a protein of 619 amino acids. The record is from RefSeq and is a predicted model, not a curated record.